This is a messenger RNA of Lathyrus sativus (Indian pea), 969 nucleotides long. Lineage: Eukaryota; Viridiplantae; Streptophyta; Magnoliopsida; Fabales; Fabaceae. The record is from the annotation of a GenBank genome assembly.
AUGGAAAGAAGGGUUCUUGAUGGUAUCAUUAAUAGGUUGCUUGAUGUUAGAGGAAGACCUGGGAAACAGGUUCAGCUUUCUGAAGGAGAAAUUAAGCAACUUUGUAUGGUUUCUAGAGAUAUCUUCUUGAAGCAGCCUAAUCUCUUGGAACUUGAGGCACCAAUUAAGAUUUGUGGAGAUAUCCAUGGUCAGUAUUCAGAUCUAUUAAGCCUAUUUGAGCAUGGUGGAUUCCCUCCUCGUUCGAACUACUUGUUCUUAGGCGACUAUGUAGACCGCGGAAAACAAAGCUUGGAAACAAUAUGUCUUCUUCUAGCCUACAAAAUUAAAUACCCUGAAAACUUCUUCCUUCUAAGAGGAAACCACGAAUGCGCUUCAAUAAAUCGCGUCUAUGGAUUUUACGACGAAUGUAAAAGGAGAUUCAAUGUAAGAGUAUGGAAGAUAUUUUCAGACUGUUUCAACUGUUUACCUGUCGCAGCUGUUGUUGAUGAUAAGAUUAUAUGUAUGCAUGGUGGAUUGUCGCCUGAAUUGCAUAGUUUGAAACAGAUAAGUAAUUUGCCAAGGCCGAGUGAAGUUCCUGAAAGCGGUCUUUUAUGCGAUCUUUUGUGGUCUGACCCUAGUAAAGAUGUUCAAGGCUGGGGAGUUAACGAACGCGGCGUUUCGUUUACUUUUGGUGCAAGUAAGGUUGCCGAGUUUCUACAUAGGCAUGAUCUUGAUUUGAUUUGCAGAGCUCACCAGGUUGUUGAAGAUGGAUAUGAGUUUUUUGCUAAUAGACAACUUGUGACAGUUUUUUCUGCUCCUAAUUACUGUGGAGAGUUUGACAAUGCUGGAGCAAUGAUGAGUGUUGAUGAAACACUUAUGUGUUCUUUUCAGAUAUUAAAAGCUGUGGAUCAUAAAAUGCCUAAGUUUGGUUUUAGGAGCGCCACUUCAUUCAAGAAGGCAUUUCUUGGGGCUAAAGUAAGGGCUGAUUGA